This is a messenger RNA of Austrofundulus limnaeus, 2799 nucleotides long. It is a transcript of the gene pck2, whose product is annotated as phosphoenolpyruvate carboxykinase 2 (mitochondrial). Gene Ontology annotation, biological process: hepatocyte differentiation; cellular response to dexamethasone stimulus; cellular response to glucose stimulus. Bases 333 to 2237 code for a protein of 634 amino acids. The record is from RefSeq and is a predicted model, not a curated record. The transcript is spliced from 11 exons. Gene Ontology annotation, cellular component: cytosol. Lineage: Eukaryota; Metazoa; Chordata; Actinopteri; Cyprinodontiformes; Rivulidae. Gene Ontology annotation, molecular function: manganese ion binding; GTP binding; phosphoenolpyruvate carboxykinase (GTP) activity.
AGAAGAGGACACAUCAUGGACUCAGCCCGGGGACCGGUUAAACAGCUGUGCCUGUAAAUGUUGGAGCUGAAGCCCCGCCCCUUUCGCGCGUUUCGCCUUUGAUCUUCAACUUUUUCUUUUCUUUUAAAAGCAGCGCGCACGCUCCGCGGACUCGUCAGUUCAUCGGGGGUCGUGGAUCGGGAGGUCAGGUCCAGCAUCCAGGUGUGGAGCAAAGUGCAAGGUCCCGUCGGAACCAGGGACAUGAGCUGUGAAAAGUUUUAGCUGCUGAUCGCUUCUUUUUUUAGCUCCUUUUUUACGCUGAUUUUUUUAAUUAAUUAAGUUUUGCUCCAAAGAUGUCGUGCCUUUUAUUAGGAGUUAUAAGAAGGCAGGGAUGUGUCGGGACGAGCGUCGGGGUUCGAACCCUCGCCUCCGUCCCCUCGCUUCCGCCGGCGGUGGCCGACUUCGUGAAGGGCGCGGUGGACGAGUGCAAACCCGCCAACGUCCACGUGGUGACGGGGACGCCGGAGGAAACCGCCAACAUCCUGGCCGGCCUGGAGAGGGACGGGAUGAUCAAGAAGCUUCCCAAAUAUGAGAACUGUUGGUUGGCGCGAACGGACCCGAAGGACGUUGCCCGAGUGGAGAGCAAAACUGUGAUCGUGACCAAGAACCAGAGAGACACGAUCCCCAUCCCUGCUGACGGGGUGAAGAGCCAGCUGGGUAACUGGAUGAGCGAGUCCGACUGGCUGAAAGCCAGACAGGAUCGCUUCCCCGGCUGCAUGGCAGGUCGGACCAUGUAUGUGAUUCCCUUCAGCAUGGGUCCCGUUGGCUCCACGCUGAGUAAAUAUGGCGUCCAGGUGACGGACUCGCCGUACGUCGUGGCCAGUAUGGGGAUCAUGACACGCAUGGGCGCUCCUGUUCUGAAGAAACUGUCUGAAGGAGUGGAGUUCGUUCGCUGUCAGCACUCUGUGGGCCGACCUUUUCCUCUCAAAGCUCCUCUGGUCAACUCUUGGCCCUGUAACCCCGACAAGGUACUGAUAUCCCACCUGCCGGACACCAGGCAGAUUCUGUCCUUCGGCAGCGGUUACGGAGGAAACUCUCUCCUCGGGAAGAAAUGCUUCGCCCUUCGGAUCGCCUCACGAAUCGCCAAGGAUGAAGGCUGGCUGGCUGAGCACAUGCUGAUCCUGGGAAUCACCAACCCUCAGGGGGUGAAGCGUUACGUAGGGGCGGCCUUCCCCAGCGCCUGCGGUAAAACCAACCUGGCCAUGAUGAAACCGUCCCUGCCUGGCUGGAAGGUGGAGUGCGUGGGCGACGACAUCGCGUGGAUGAAGUUUGACAGUCAAGGUAAACUCAGGGCCAUCAACCCAGAGAACGGCUUCUUCGGCGUCGCUCCGGGCACCUCGGACAAAACCAACCCUUACGCCAUGGCCACCAUUUCCAGAAACACGGUGUUCACCAACGUCGGUGAGACGAGUGACGGCGGCGUGUGGUGGGAGGGGCUUGACCCCCCUGGAUCUGGAGUGUCGCUCACAGACUGGCACGGCAAAACCUGGAAGCCAGGAAGUUCGACACCCUGCGCGCACCCCAACUCCCGUUUCUGCGCCCCAGCGGCUCAGUGUCCCAUCAUUGACCCCCAAUGGGAGAGCGAGGAGGGGGUUCCCAUCGACGCCAUCAUCUUCGGAGGCAGGAGGCCUGAAGGAGUCCCUCUGGUCUACGAGUCUUUCGACUGGCAGCACGGCGUAUUUGUUGGAGCCGCAAUGAGGUCCGAGGCCACGGCAGCUGCUGAGCAUAAAGGUAAAGUAAUCAUGCACGACCCCUUUGCCAUGCGGCCGUUCUUCGGCUACAACUUCGGCGACUACCUCAGUCACUGGCUGAGCAUGAAGAGCCGAAAGGCCCCCACCCAGCUGCCCAAGAUCUUCCACGUCAACUGGUUCAGGAAGGACCCGUCCAGCGGCGCCUUCCUCUGGCCCGGCUUCGGCGAAAACUCCCGCGUUCUGGAGUGGGUCUUCAAGCGCUGCGGCCGAGAGCGGGAGGACGAGGCGGCCAAGAAGAGCAUCAUCGGCUGGGUGCCGGAAGACGGCGCCAUCGACACUAAAGGCCUGAGUAACGUCAACAUGGGGGCCCUGUUCGACGUGCCGAAGCCGUUCUGGCAGAACGAGGCCAAGGAGCUGAGAGCCUACUUCACUCAGCAGGUCGGCGCCGACCUGCCGGCUCAGGUGGAGGCCGAGCUGAAGGCGCUGGAGGACAGAGUGCACAGUUAAAACACCAGGAGGUGGGGAGGAGGCGGGAUUCAGAGCAUUAGGGUAAAAUAAGACUGGAUUUAUAAACUGAGAAGUCUGGACAAUAUAAGCUAAAGAAUACAUUUUAAACUAAAACCUAAAAAGCAGGUUGAGAUUGUUGACUAAUUGGACCCAGAGCACUUCAUGUUAUCAGAAAACAGUUAAAGAUCAGCAAACAGAAUACUGUUUUUAUUCAGUUAUUCAGGGUCAGAUUUAAACUUUCUGAGUAGAAAACACAAUCUGUGAACCGGCUACUUUCUAAAUGAAGGAACAUCUGUUGGUUCUGGAGCAGCUGGUGGAGUCUGUGGUCAGAGCGAGGUUCAACUCUCAGCAUGAAGGUUAGGUUUCUGACAGAAUAGCUAAAUUCACUACGUCCAUCUUGACACGGUCAAUGUUCUGCCGGAGUGCCUUUUUAAUGAUCCGGUGUUCAGGUGUCUAAACAAUCUGGUGUCAGAAUAACCUGGUGUCCAAAUGAUUCAGUGACUGGAUGAUUCAGUGUCUGAAUGAUUCGGUGUCUGGAUGAUUCAGUGACUGGAUGAUUCAA